AUGAUCCAUAAAUUCUUCGGAUUCUUCUUUCUGGUGGCCAUCAAUCGAAUCAGCGGAUUUUACAACGAAACUACAACAAUACUGACUAAUGUAUUCAGCGGCUACGAUCGUCGAGUUCUUCCAUUUACACAUGGUCCCGUUCUUGUUAAUAUGACGAUUGUGCUCGGAAUUCUUAUUGAACUGAAGGAAAAUCAACAGUUAGCAGCUUACGUGAUCUCUCACACCCAAAGAUGGUAUGACAGUCGCCUACAAUGGGAUCCGUCAAAAUAUCGAGGACAGAGUGAAGUAAUUGUCCCACAAAGUAUGGUGUGGAUACCAAAACUCUUUGUAUAUAACAGCCUUGAAUCGAAAGACAUGCUUACUGAAAAUCGCGCAGACGUCAGAUUAUAUCACAACGGAAAAAUCAAAAUAAACAUCCCACAAUAUGUUCAGGCAAUCUGCCGAAUUCAGACCCAAGCAUUUCCUUUUGAUUGUCAGUUUUGUGCGGUGGCGUUAGCUUCUCCUCUUCUCAAUGUCAAUGAGAUGAUUGUGAAUGCGACUCAGCCUCCAAGUGAUUCAUAUUUCACGGGGAAUGCUGAAUGGUAUUUAUUCAAUGUCACCGUUCGCAGUAUGACAUUUGAUGAGGAAGGAGAAUCUCGUGUUGAGAUUCAUUACAUUUUCCAUCUUCAACGUCGUCCCAUCUACUAUAUAACCGUCAUUGUCGCUCCAACGUUUUUGAUUUCGGCACUUUCCAUUUUGGGAAUAUUUAGUCCCGGUACGAAUGACGGACCAAGAAAUGAGAAGGUCUCGCUUGGUCUUGGAAGUCUACUCGCCAUGACAGUUCUUCUUGGAAUCGUCGCUGGCGCUAUGCCAAAAAGCAACGACAUACCUUUAUUAGGAUAUUAUAUCCUUGUGCGGUCAGUCGGCAUUAUAUUCAAAAAGAACAAAUGCCGUCGAAGCGCCUUCCUUAAUGAAUACCGAAAACGGAGAUCGACGGUGUUUCGCGGAGCUCACCACUAUCGCAGGAUAAUGAGAAUUCAAUCAUCGAAAAUCCCUGAAAUUCGAACAAUUUGCCAAAUGAUAGAGGAAAUUGCCGAAUCGCAUCGAAGUAUGAGAAAAAAGGCCGAACAGAAAGCAAGCAAGAAAUUGAUCGAGUUGGAAUGGGCUCGAGUGUUCGCCCGUUUCGACUAUUUCUUCCUCGUCGUUUUCGAAACUCUUAACCUGUCGGCUCUCGCCGUCUUCCUUCGAGUCGCCUGGCUUCCGACACCCGAACUUCGCGAACAAAUUCUUUAA
Messenger RNA from Caenorhabditis bovis, 1272 nucleotides. Lineage: Eukaryota; Metazoa; Nematoda; Chromadorea; Rhabditida; Rhabditidae. The record is from the annotation of a GenBank genome assembly.